Molecule: messenger RNA, 1132 nt
Organism: Carassius carassius (crucian carp)
Lineage: Eukaryota; Metazoa; Chordata; Actinopteri; Cypriniformes; Cyprinidae
Product: M1-specific T cell receptor alpha chain-like
Exons: 4
Coding region: 171-791 (206 amino acids)
Biological process (GO): response to bacterium
Source: RefSeq, a predicted model, not a curated record
CAAACAGCAAAGCUUAAUAAACCAUAACUUUAAAUAAAUAAAGCACUUCAAAUUGUGUCAAAGCUUCGAAAGCUUUCCUAAAUACAGGAAGUGGAAACACGUUGUGGUUUAAUGUCUCUGCACUGAAAGGAAAUCUGCAGUUUGAUCAGUGCUUUUACAGAUGAAAGACAAUGGAGAAGAUCAUGCUCUUUUGUGUUUUUUCAUACUUAAUUGUUCAGAUCACUUCUAGCGAUGCUUCAGAACAUAAUGUGACUCUGUUAAGAUUUCAGCUGAAUGAAAACAUCACUCUGAACUGCAACAUGACAGCCGUGUUUCAUGAAAUAGCCUGGUAUCACCAGAAUCCUGAAUCUGGACGACUAACAAUGCUGAUAUUUGCCUUAGCCAUGGGCAGGAUAAGAGAGCUAGUUUCAAACCGUCAAAACACUCGCGUAACAGUUAAAGAAGAUAGAAGUAGAAACACAGUCUCACUAGUUAUGACUGGACUAAUGGAGUCAGAUUCAGGUCUUUAUUUCUGUGGAACAAGAUCAGUGAAUUCAGACAUGCACUUUGAGAAACCCAUCAGACUACAGAUCGAGGACAGAGAAGACAAAGUUCAGUCCGUCACAGAUCCUCCAGAGGAAGAUGAGAACACAGAUGAAGUGACGCUGACGGAGCGUGUGCUGAUGUUCAGUGGUGUUGCUUUGGCUGUGUUUCUGUGUUUUCUGGUUAUAAUCAUUGCAGGAAGAAACAUUUACUGUCACGGUUGGCGGAAAGGAUGGAUCGCAGCCGAACAUGCUGGUCUGAAUGUUUAAAACUCACCUAAAUGACAUUUGUGAGCUUUAUUUUUUAACAAUAAUCAGCAUUUUAUACUUUACACCAGGCUCACCGAUGUGAUUCAGAUGUGUUUCUGUUGACCAGAUCUCAUAGACGUCUGUUUUAUCUGUUCAUGGCACAAACCUGUUCAAAUAAAAUGAAACAUUUCUGAACAAAUAAUCAGCAGUAAAACUAAGAAAUCAUGUCACGGUCGUAUUUUUGAUGAAAAAUUAUAGAAAUGAUCAUUAUUUGUAAAUGUGAUGUAGACCUAAACAUACUGUCUGUAACUGUAAUUAAACAGAAACAGGUGUGAAUGAAUAAGUUUGUGUGUACCACUUUA